Messenger RNA from Musca domestica (house fly), 6690 nucleotides. RefSeq names its product HEAT repeat-containing protein 1 homolog. The coding region runs from base 271 to 6624 and encodes 2117 amino acids. The transcript has 4 exons. Gene Ontology annotation, molecular function: snoRNA binding. Gene Ontology annotation, cellular component: 90S preribosome; t-UTP complex; small-subunit processome. The record is from RefSeq and is a predicted model, not a curated record. Gene Ontology annotation, biological process: positive regulation of transcription by RNA polymerase I; maturation of SSU-rRNA from tricistronic rRNA transcript (SSU-rRNA, 5.8S rRNA, LSU-rRNA). Lineage: Eukaryota; Metazoa; Arthropoda; Insecta; Diptera; Muscidae.
GAUAACCCAUAUCUUAAACAUCUGUUGCUGUGUUGUCGGCCGUUUUGUUUUGAUUCCUUUUGUGUUGUCCGCCUUUCCCUUUUGAUUCCAUCUUUAUUUCGAUUUUCUCUCUGUGCUGUCUUUCUUUUCAGUGUUGCCAUAUUGUAAUUUUAUUGUGCUAAUUCAUUUGUGCUUGGACACCGCGUGCUGUGGAGUGAUGUAGUGAUUGCAAAAUAAAGAAAUAUUGAAAAAUUGGAACACAAAUACAACUCAACAAGAAAUACAAGCAAAAUGUCCACCUCAUUGUUUGAACAACUGCAACGUCUAAAGGCUCCGCAGUCGGGGGUCAUUGCUGAUCCCAAAAGGCGAGCUUCCAUUCUUUUUGACCCCAAGGAGGCUGCCAGUAAAGAUAGACGAACCAUCUAUGACUUGGGUAUUCACGGGCUGCAGGAGCUAAUUGUUCUUAAUCCAGCAUUCCAACAAUUUGAGCAAACGCUUUUCGAUGAGAACACAUUGCAUAUGGAAAGAGCUGUGGAAGUGAAAGAAGUCAAUGACCUGUUGAAUCGGAAUAUUAAAAAGUUUUUACAACAUUUAAGUCCUUAUUUUCUGCUAAGACCAUCUCUACUGUGUUUGGAAUGGCUGGUGAGACGCUUUCAGGUCCACGAAUAUAAUCGUAAUGAGCUAAUGGCCUUGGUGCUGCCGUACCACGAGACAAAUGCUUUUGUAAAGGUUAUACAAACAUUCAGUCUAAAAGAAUCAGUUAAGGAUUGGAAUUGGCUAAAGCCCCUUCAGAAACCAGGCAAACCUUUGGCCAAGUCUGCCAUCCUUAACAGAGCAGCCACGGACAAAGGUUUUCUAAAUUUUGUUUGCAAAAUUACAACAGAAGCGAUAAAGGAACUGGGUCCUCAGGCCCAUUUGCUUCAAACACUGAUGAACUUUUAUGGUUCAGUUGUAGUGGGCGCGUUGGAAACAGCCAGUGUUAUACAGGAAUGGCAUAUCACCACGAUAUUGCCAUCACUGAUGAAAGGUCUAACUACGAACACCAUUGAUUUUGCUUCAGCAGCAUAUAUUAUCACUGCUCGACUAGUGGCUCGCACCUUGGUUACUGCCAAAUUGUGUAACGCUCUCAUAAGCAAAGUGUCAAAUGUCCAAUUUGAACGCCUCAGACGAACAGCCGUGCUCCUGCUUAUAUGGAUUUUCGAUAGCCAGCAGGCAUCACAACCAAAAUUCAGUGAAGAUACGUUGCGUCAUUUGGUGCGACAGAAAUGGUUCUUAACAAUUCUAUCGGACUUGUCUAGGGAAAAUGUUGAUAUACAAUCAAUUUGUCAACCCAUAAUAAUGGAUUCUGUUCAUUACAUACAUACUCAAAGCUCACAAUGGGAAGAGUACAAGAUAUUUUUGGAAAACCUAAUUCAGGAGGUUGUAUUUCCAACAACCACUGCUCAACAGGUCAUAAGCACCUUCUUGGAUUGCUAUGUUCCUUCGACAUCAUCAAACGGUCCUUCACCUCAAAGAAGUAGUCCAUUGUUGGAUGGAGAUAUCAUUGAACUGGACUCUGAAGAUGACGAUGUCACAAUGACCAGUACCAAUUUUCAUUCUUGGUAUUCCAGCUAUUUACAUAAAUUGGAAAGACAAUAUCCUACGGUAUUCGAUAUGACCAUUAAGGAAUCUUUAUCGAGCAAAGAAAAAGAAAAUGCCAAUGGCCGCAGCAUAGCCAUUAAAAUGGCUUUGGGUUAUCGCCUUCAGUCUUUUGGCAAUGCGGCUUUCGACAUCUAUGAAAGUCUUUAUCACCAUAAUGGUGAAAUCCGUCUCUUGGCCAUUCAAAAUUUGGUGACAAAUCUUAAAGUCUAUCAAAAGCGUCCACAAAAUUACCAACUACUCAAAGAAUGCCUCGGUGAUCGCAUUGGUGAUGACAAUGCUGAAAUUGUUGCUGAAUUAUUAAAACUUACAACGGAAGAGAUAUUGGAAAUUCUGGGAGCGGAAAAAUUUGUUGAGGCAUUAAUAGCAAUUUUGUAUAAAAUACAAAUAGAACCAAAACAGUGGUCACAGUUGACGUUGGUGGUUGUUAAGCACUUAACAAAGGACGUGGUUAUCAAGCAAUACGACACCAACUUAAUAUUUCUAGCAAUUAUGCCAUUAUUAUUCCCCGUCGAUAGUGAGGCUACCUCAGUAGAGACUGUGAAGGAAAUUAUCAAUAGUCCUCUGACUACAUAUGUACCAUUUUUGAAAAAAUUGGGUAUACCAAAGGGCCAUAAAUUUAAUGUUGCCGAAUUUAAACGACAAUUUUUGGAUGUCGUAAGUGAGAGCCAUGAAAAAAAGCCUUCGUUAAUUGCCCUAUUCGAAAGCGUGGAAUUGCAAGGUGAAAAUUAUCUUAAACACGCCAUACAAGUGUACCAUUUCCUAAUGCUGGUAACGGUAUGCUUGAAAGAAACUUUUACAGCCGAGAAAAGUUUGCAAAUAUUUAAACAAAUUAGAAAAUACGUCAGUAAAUUUCCAAUAAAACAUUUGGACUACUCGCAAAGUGAUAAAUCGACGAAUCUAUUGAAUUUUAUCCCAAUGCAAUUGUUUUGUGAUUUCUUAUUGGCCCUAACAAAACAUACUAAUUUGGACAAGAUAUCUGAUUGUUCCUGGGAAACGUUAAAGAAUGCAGAUUUGGAAUAUUUACUUACUGUAUUCGAAUUUUUGGCCAACAAAUCAUUCAGUUUGGAUUCUGAACAAAAGGAGUGGUCGAAAAUAUUGAAGGAAUUGUUUGAUUCGGUAUUCAAAAAUUCAAUGCAAAAGUUAUGUUUCUUGCUUGAUUUCUAUGUUUAUGAAGAACAUGCAGCUAUAGUGGACUACCCUGUGUUGCGUGUAAGAGCUUUUAAGCUUACUCAAACUUUACUAAAAAACAACAAUAAGCUGAAUUUGGAAGUCCUCCAUGCAUUAAAAAUAACCAUAGCCUUAUUAAGCCCGUCACAGGUCGUACGUUUAGAGGCUUUGGCAACAUUAAGAAUUCUAUUGAAUGAAGGCGGCUCUACGCUAAAUGGGGACUUACAAGUAUUUGUGAAAUCAGCACUUGAGCGGUCGGAAGAGAUAUCCAUGGAUGCUGAGCAAUAUCCCUUAGUUUUUUAUGGCCUUUUGAAAGGUUGUGAAAAGAAGCAUAACUUAGCAAUGAGCUCCAAAAUUUUGAGAGGAAUUUUAGCCAUAUUUGCCCAAAAUGAGUCUUUGGAGCAAGCAGUGUUUGUGGAAAAACUUCUCCGUAUCAUAGUCCACAUAAGUGAUGAUAAGGACAUUGUUAAUAGCGUCAUUCCUUUGGCCUCGAGGGCCCUGCAACUCUUUACUUUGGAUCAAUCCGUGCAACAUUUAAAGGAACCACACGCUACUAUAUUCCGGUCAGUGGUUGAACGCUUUAAUACUAAACAUAUUACAGAAAUUUUAAAUGGUAAUCCUAAAGCGUGGGCGUUAAUUGAAAAAGUGUUAAACAGCAGCAUGGUAUUCGUCAGCAGCGAGGAUGGCAUGAAAUCAGUUACAUGUGUCUUUUUGGAAUCCCUGAAUGAAGUCACCUUCGAGAAAAUGCCUUCAAAAUACAGAGACCAAUUUUUGUUAUUGCUCAUCCAAAAUUUGGCUGGUGCUGAGAAUGACAGUACCUUCUUGGCAGCAAAUAAACUAUUGAAGAAGUGCUCCUUGAAUUGUGAACCAUUGCAGGAAAUCAUACACAACAUGUACAAGGCUUGUUUGGAGAGUAGUAAAUCUUCAACUCCUCGCCGCGGCGCUAAUAAAAGAGAAAGUAUGCAGUCGCCCGUUGUACAAGUCAAUGGCCUUGACUGGCAGCAAGGUGUGGUUUUAAUGGAAAUUUUGGAGAAUAAAAAGAAACUAGAGAAUGCCACGGUGUUGAUACCUGUCCUUUUUGAAUUGCUUAACUGUUGCCUGGCCGUUGAGGAGCAAACAACAGUGGAAUAUACCAAACAGUUAGUUUUAUCUGCUUUGCUAAAUUGCUGUCAAAAAGCGACCGAAAAUAAAGUUAAUUUGCAAACAGCAUUGCCCAAGGCAACCUUCCGAGUGGAUCAAAUUGUACAGUGUCUUCGCGCGUCACAAAAUCCGCAAACUCAUCACAAUGCCUUGCUAUUGCUUUCUCACUGUGCUGGCCUGUUUCCCCAACAAGUAUUACAUAAUAUCGUGGACAUUUUUACAUUUAUGGGUUCUUCUGUGGUUCGCCAUGAUGAUGCUUUCAGUUUUCAUAUCAUCAAUGACAUAAUUAUAUCUAUUGUGCCGAUUUUGGUAAAGGAUAAAAAUGCAGUUGUACCAGUACUCAAAGUUUUCUCCGACAUCAUGCUAGAUGUUCCAGAACACAGACGUCUGCCUUUGUACACCAAACUCAUUAAUACAUUAGGUUCCAUACAACAUCUUUGGAUGUUUUUGUGCGUGGUUUUUGAGGCUCAUGUAAUUGAUGAUGAAAAACAAAGACUGUUACAGAAGAAAUCGGCGAAAACUUCGGUAGCAUCGGCCGAUCAAAUGUCUAAGAGAAUUGAGAUUGUCCUAGAACUAACCAACACUUUUGCUCCCGACGAGAUUUUGGAAACAUGCGUUCAACUUAUGAAAUAUACGCAGGAGUUACCCAUGCAAAAGCAAGAUAAACCUGAAAAAAAGUCCGUGACUAAUGCCGAUAAUCACGAAGCCAGUCUAUUCGACGUCAAUGCUCGCUCGGCCAAACAGCUAAGACAUUACAAGUAUGUCAUAAUGCAAUUCCUUUCCGCUGUAACCUCGUCUAACGACUUCUUAAAGAAAAUCGCUUUGCUAACAGAUGAUGAAGUAUUGGAGAUGAAAUCAUACUAUCAGAAAUUUAUUAUAAGGAUACUUUCCUAUGUGCCGCAGGUCACUUCGGCCAUUGAAAAGGCCGAAGAGGCAUCACUUCAAAAAUUCUGGAAAGUUAUAUUACAUCAUUUGCAUGACGUUUUGGACAACUCAAUUUCUCUCUUAUCGGCUGAAAUGUUUUUAGUGGUUGUCAAUGGCCUUAUGCAUCAUCAAUUGCUCUCCAUACGCAAAAAGGUCAUCGAGCUUUUGAUUAGUAAACUUCAGCAACGAGAUGGUUUCUUUGAUGCAGUGGACUCCAAACUUUUCAAUGACCUGCUUCAGCCUUUGACCGAAAUUACAAACGGAAUUUUGGAACGUGACGAAAGCAUUGAUGCAUCGCAUCAGAAUGAAUUGGUCUUUUUGCAACAGACAGCUUUGAUAGCCAUUAAACUGUUAUCAAAGUCGUUCGCAUUCAAGCAUAUUCCUGAAUUUAAGGAGAUUUUGACAACCCUCACUAAAAUCGCUCGUCAGCGUACAUCAAUUUCGAAAAUUGUUUUGGCCACAGUUGUUUUGACAAUGAUUGAAAUAUCAUCAAAUUUGAAAGCGCACUCCAUUGCUCAUUUACCCAAAUUUAUGCCUCAACUCAUCGAUAUAUUGCAAGAUCAAGCUGAAUUGGUUCGACAACAGCCACCAGAUAACAUUUGUGUGGCCAUUGUAACGGGAAUGCAAAAGCUAUUUGAGACACUGCCAUUGUUUUUGGGACCCUAUAUUGUGGACAUUAUUACAGCACUCAGUUCUAUUGGCACCCGCAUUAAAGCCCAGAAUAAUGAAAAAGAUCAGAGAUCUGCCACAACUUUACAAAAAAUCACAACAAUUUGGUCGAAAAUAUCGGCAGAGGUCCCAUUGCGCAUUCUUGUGCCUUCUUGUGAUAAGGCAUAUGCCAAGUUAAUGACAACCAAGAAUUUCGCAGAUAUAAGCGUACUUAUGAAACUACUACAUACGGCAAUUGCACGGGCAGAAAAUAAGGAUUUGGUAGCCGUUCAUUCAGAAUUGAGCACAAUGUUCAUGCAAGCUUUAGAAUUCCGGUUGUUAUUAAAAGGUUCCAAUUUAGAGUGCGAAGUAAUAACCAAAACUGAAACUACAAUUGUUGAAGCCCUUGUCGGCUGGGUAUUGAAACUUUCGGAAAGUUCAUUUAGACCCUUGUAUCACAAACUCUACAAUUGGGCUUUCCAGCACGAUAAACCCCAAAAAGAAACUUUGUUAACUUAUUUCUUGUUGACACAAAAAAUAGGCGAAUCAUUGAAGUCAUUAUUCGUUCUCUUCGCCAGUGAAUUCAUUGAAGAUGCUGCCCGCCUUCUGGACGAAUGCAAUACUCUUAAGACGGAAAUACAAAGCAAGGAUGAAGUGAUUACAACUCAACUGUUAUUGGCUAUAUUGGGAACCUUGUACAAUAUUUUCCUAUACGAUAGCAAGGAAUUUGUAAAUGUCCAACGUUUUGAAUAUCUUAUGCCCGCAAUUGUUGAUCAAUUGGAGAAUCGUUUAGUUUUGGAGAAUGAAAGUUUACAAACAGUGCUGGGACAAUGUAUAUCUCAGCUUGCCGUUGAUGUGUCCAGUGAUGUGAUGUGGAAACAACUGAAUUAUCAAGUUUUGCUUAAGACGCGCACCACUGUACCCGAAGUUCGUAUAUUUGCCUUUAAUUGUUGUGUAGAGAUUGCACGAAAACUGGGUGAUGAUUUCACUCCAUUAUUACCCGAAACUGUACCAUUUAUUUCUGAAUUGUUUGAAGACGAAAAUCCUAGAGUGGAGAAGAAUACUAGAAAAUCGGUACAGGAAUUGGAAGUUAUUUUAGGCGAAUCAUUACAAAAAUAUUUGUAAUAAACUUUUUAAAAUAUGAUUUUUAAAUUUUUAUUUUUUUUUUAAUAAACUACCCUACAAAAUAUA